GUCUAACAAUUAGAUCCCGUCGAGCAGAUUUUCCGAGGGUUCCGAUCGACCGCAGCGGAUUGCAUCGAGACAUCGACUUCGACGAACACACUUCCUCGCGACCAGAGAUGCGCUCCGACGAGCACACGUUCGGCACCGACGGCGUGGAGCUGCAGUUCUUUCACGGGCACGACGUCGACGAGGACGAGGACGGCAGCACCAUGUUCGCGGACGAGGAAGCCUCGGCAGAGUCAUCAUCGGCGACGGCUCUGGACGCGGCGAAGCGGGCGGCGGUGGGAGUGGGCGCGCGGGUGCUCUUCUACCCGAAGAUGGCCUACAAGCUGGUGGCCGGCCGGCCUGCUCGGGGUAAAGCCUCGGAGGAGCCGUCGUCAUCGUCGGCGACGACUCUAGACGCGGCGAAGCACGCGGCGGUGGGCAUGGGCGCGCGGGCGCUCUUCUACCCGACGCUCGCCUACAGCCUGGCCCGGUACCGCCUCUCAUCCGAAUUCCACUGGUGGAACCUCAUCGAAGGCACCCACAUCUACCUCGGCGCCGUCCCGUUCCCGAGCGACGUGCCGCGCCUGCACGACCUGGGCGUCCGCGACGUGGUGACCCUCACCGAGCCCUACGAGCGGCUGGUGCCCAAGUCGCUGUACAUUAAACACAAGAUGGAGAACCUGGUGCUGCCAACCACUGACUACCUCUACGCGCCGUCCAAGGACGACCUCUGCCGUGCCGCGGCGUUCAUCCACAGCAGCGGGGAGCGAGGGAGAAAGACGUACGUGCACUGCAAGGCCGGGCGCGCGCGCAGCGCCACGGUGGUUAUGUGCUACCUGGUGCGGUACAAGGGGAUGACGGCGAAGGAGGCGUACGAUCACGUGCGGUGGUGCCGGCCCAGGGUGUCGCUGGCUCCGGCGCAGUGGCAGGCGGUCCAGGACUUCGAGGACUUCUACCGGCGGCCGGCCGGUGGCUCGGAGUGAAGCCAACCGCUCCAACUCUGCGGAUGGAUCAUCCGAGCGCGACGCUAGGUUUUGUGUAUAUAUAUAGCUUUGUAGCCGGGUACUGGACGUACGUGAGUAUCAAUGUUCGAACACUGUUCCGUUAAUUCUAAUAAGUACUCCCUCUGUUUUUAAAUAUUUGUCUUUCUAGAGAUUUCAACAAGUGACUACAUAUAGAGCAAAAUAAGUGAAUCUACACUCUAAAAUAUGUCUAUAUACAUCCAUAUAUGGUAGUUUAUUUGAAUCUCUAAAAAGACAAAUAUUUAUGAAUGGAGAGAGUAUAUAAAACUAAGGUAAUGUUUGUAUCUGGUCGACCGGCCGAAACUGC
Molecule: messenger RNA, 1305 nt
Organism: Triticum aestivum (bread wheat)
Lineage: Eukaryota; Viridiplantae; Streptophyta; Magnoliopsida; Poales; Poaceae
Product: phosphatidylglycerophosphate phosphatase PTPMT2
Exons: 1
Coding region: 108-959 (283 amino acids)
Biological process (GO): protein dephosphorylation
Source: RefSeq, a predicted model, not a curated record